This is a messenger RNA of Suillus subaureus, 870 nucleotides long. RefSeq lists its product as uncharacterized. Lineage: Eukaryota; Fungi; Basidiomycota; Agaricomycetes; Boletales; Suillaceae. The transcript has 6 exons. The record is from RefSeq and is a predicted model, not a curated record. Bases 1 to 870 code for a protein of 289 amino acids.
AUGGAACUUUAUGAGCUUGGUGAUACUGAGGAGGCUGAGGAUGAAGCACCCUCUGUGCCUGUAGUGGGAAAAGGCACCAAACACCUCACCACUUCAGUAUUCAUACUCACAGUUGCACACUGGGCUGGUGGAGAUGUUGAGCUGUGGGACCCUGAUGACCAUGAAUCAAGGGAUGUCAUGCAAGAUAUCUGGGACCAUAUAUACAAGGAUAGGAUUGAGCAUGAAAUCUCCAGUUCUGGCACUGUUUUGAAAGUACUUAUAUUCAGGGAUAAUGCUGGGCUCACUCCCAAGGCUUGGACAGGCAUGUGGAGGGUCUCCUUCACACUCCAGACCUUUGCAUCCCACCUCAAUUUCACCUACAACCAUGUCAGAAUUCCUAAUCUUGACACCAAAGCAAUUGGUGCAUGGGCCACCUUUACCCUUGCUGUCACUGCAGUGUGCUGUAUUCUUCAGCUAGUCAUAGAUGGGAAAAUCACCUUCAAAAUCAUUUCAGAAACCUGCAGCAAAUGCACCAAAGCUACAAAGACAGGUGAUGCAGAUAUUUGGACACCCAUCAUCAAGAAGGGCGAGCAAUUCACCUUUAGCAAACUUGUCUGGGGGCCUAUGACCCAGAAAUUCAUGCAGCUCAUCAUAGUGCUUCCUGAUGAGGACUUUGUGAGCAUAGUGCAAGAGGCACAGCAGUAUGCCAAGUAUCUAAGAAGUACUGGGAGCUCGAGGAUGUUGUGCCUGAUGAGGACAAUGGAUUUGCUGACCUGUUUGCAUUCCAUUAAAGUAUUCCAUACCACAUUUGCUUGUUUGGACUGGCUGCCACUAUCUACUGCAUUCCAGGCUCCUUGCCAUAACCACCCAUAUUCACCCAUUAAUGAUUGA